AUGAAAACGAAUGAAAGAAAUGAAAUGAUCGUCUCCAUUCCCUCUAAUGGAGUACCCUUGCCCGAAUGCCCAUUUUGUGAUCUUCGACGAUGUCAUCCCUUGCCAUUCUGUUAUACAUUAAAAAAUGGUUUGAGAGGUAAUACCAUUGGAGAAUAUUGUGGAACAAAGUGGCAGUUGGCUUCACUCGUUCGUGAUCAGUUGGCAAAUCGUAUCACGAAUGAUGCAUGUCAACCAUCAACAACUGAACCUGAAUUGGCAUACUGUUGGUGCCAGAACACUACUGUUAGUGAGACUGUAGAAGAUGAUCUCCGACGUGUCCGAAUAUGGCGAUACCAAUCUCUCAAAUGGUCUUCAGAAACAAAACAACAAACAUCUUUCAAGCUAUUACCAAUCACUUCAUUAUUAUUUUCUAUUUAUACACAUCUCUAUUGA
Molecule: messenger RNA, 432 nt
Organism: Auanema sp. JU1783
Lineage: Eukaryota; Metazoa; Nematoda; Chromadorea; Rhabditida; Rhabditidae
Source: the annotation of a GenBank genome assembly